UAAGAACGAUCAACAUGAGGUUCUCUUCAAUUUACAUCGCCUCAAUGGCGGUCAGUGUCUCUGCUUUCAUGACUCCGUCGCCUACUUCGAGCACGAGGGCAAACACGGCAUUGUUUGGGGCCCCGUGUUUUGACCCAGUCGAUAAAACACUGAAAGGUGUGGAUGCCGAUAGCACUGGUUUCGAUCCAAUGGCUGGAUCCAACCCUGCAGUAAUUCGCAACAACAACGACGAAGUUUGGGUUCCUCAGCGUGCUCGCCCCCGUCGGAACCGUAAAUCUGCUGCUAUGCGUGGCAUGGUUCGGGAAUGCAUUGUCACCCCCAGCAACUUCAUUUAUCCCUUGUUCAUUCACGAUGAAGAAAACAACCAGGCAAUUGCAUCCAUGCCGGGGUGCGAGCGCCACUCCUUGGAUUCCAUGCUGAAAGAAGUCGGAGAAUCGUUUGAGCUUGGCGUCAAGACAUUCGUGCUUUUUCCGAAGGUGGAUGACGCCUUAAAAACGAAUUUAGGCGUGGAAGCAUACAACCCCGAUGGCAUCGUACAUAGAGCAAUUCGAAUGAUCAAAGAAAAAUACCCUGAAAGUAUUGUAUGUACCGAUGUCGCGUUGGAUCCAUACUCUGAUCAAGGCCACGACGGUGUCGUUGAAAACGGAAAAAUCCUGAACGAUGUUACCAUUACACAGCUAUGUAAGCAGGCCGUGAGUCAAGCCAGAGCAGGCGCCGAUAUUGUUGCCCCAAGUGACAUGAUGGAUGGGCGCGUCAAGGCAAUUCGUGAUGCGCUUGAUUCGGAAGGUUUCACCGAUGUUUCUAUUCUUUCAUACACGGCGAAAUACGCUUCAGCCUACUAUGGACCUUUCCGUGAUGCGUUGGACAGUCACCCGGGUUUCGGCGACAAAAAGACGUACCAGCAAGACCCUGCCAAUGGUCGGGAGGCCUUGGUUGAAGCCGCCCUGGAUGCGGCCGAAGGCGCCGAUAUGCUCAUGGUCAAACCAGGAAUGCCGUAUCUUGAUGUCAUUCGCCGACUUAAGGAUAAUUCCGAUUUGCCGAUAGCUGCUUACCACGUUUCGGGGGAGUAUGCCAUGAUAAAGGCGGCUUGCGAGAGAGGGUGGUUGAAUGAGAAAGAUGUUGUACUGGAAACGCUGACAUGCUUCAAGCGUGCAGGCGCUGACAUUAUUUUGACGUAUUAUGCUAAGCAAGCCGCAAAAUGGAUCCAAGAGGAUGGACUUUACUAAACAAAGAAUUUACAGUCAGAAAUAAAAGUAGAGACAUAAGUCGCUCGCUUUAAGCUAUUGGAUGAC
Phaeodactylum tricornutum CCAP 1055/1 is the source of this 1292-nucleotide messenger RNA. RefSeq lists its product with no specific name. Lineage: Eukaryota; Bacillariophyta; Bacillariophyceae; Surirellales; Neidiaceae. Gene Ontology annotation, molecular function: zinc ion binding; porphobilinogen synthase activity. Gene Ontology annotation, cellular component: cytosol. The coding region runs from base 15 to 1226 and encodes 403 amino acids. The record is from RefSeq and is a predicted model, not a curated record. The transcript is spliced from 3 exons. Gene Ontology annotation, biological process: heme biosynthetic process.